AUGACUGCAGCUCCCGGAGCCCACCACGCCAUCCGCCGAGGGGCGGCCGCGUGGGCCGAUGGGCUCGUCUGCCUCGGCCGCACGCGCGCUGCAACGAGCAACAUAGGUUUCGCAUCGGGUCGACGAUAUGCUUCCUCCUCGUCAACAGGGAAGCGGCCGCGGACGGCGCUCUUCUUCCCAGGCCAAGGAGUGCAAAAGGUUGGCAUGAUAACGCCAUGGCUCGAGGCCUUCCCGCGGACGGCGAAGCCCAUCAUCGAGGAGAUCGACCAUUACAUGGGCUACAAGCUCUCCGAUAUCAUCGCCGAGGGCCCCAGCAAGCUGCUGACUAGGACGCCCAACGCGCAGCCGGCCAUCAUGGCGACCUCGAUUCUUAUCCUCCGCAUCCUCGAGCGCGAGUUCAACUUCGACGUCUCCCAGCGAGUCGACGUCACGCUGGGUCACUCGCUCGGCGAGUUCGCCGCGCUGGUGGCCGGCGGCUACCUCGAGUUCGAGGACAGCCUGUACCUGGUGCGGAAGCGGGCCGAGGCAAUGGCGGAAGCGACGCGGCGCGCUGUCGAGGAGUACGGCGGCGAGUACGGCAUGGUGGCCAUCGUUACGGAACCCGAGUACCUAGGCCCGCUGAUCGCGGCGAUCCACGACUUUGUGGGCCACUCAAGCGCCGGGUCCAAGAGCGAAAGCUCCGAGGAUGUGCCGCCCAUUGAGCAAGUGCUGAUCGCUAAUAUCAACAGCAAGAACCAAAUCGUGUUGAGCGGCAACAUUGAGCGCAUCAAGACCCUCUCGGCGCACGUGCGGCAGUUCCUCGGCCACGACCCCCGCGCCGUGAGGCUAAACAGCGACAGCCCGUUCCACAGCCCGCUCAUGAAGCCCGCCGUCGGGGUGAUGAAGAAUAUUUUGUCGAAAAAGAGCCGCGUCAAGGGGCGUGAAGGGGAAGACAUUAUCACAUUCCCCGGGAGGUUACCGUGCGUGAGCAACGUGAGCGCGCGGCCGUUCGAGAGUAAAGCGGAUGUCAAGGACCUCCUGGCGCGGCAGUGUCUGGAGACGGUGCGGUGGUGGGAUAGCAUCAAGUACCUCGACCAAGAAGAGAAGGUGAGACGGUGGAUUGGCAUCGGGCCCGGCAAGGUCGGGCGGAAUCUGGUCGGCAAAGAGGUGGGAAUGAGGGGCAAGGACUCAGUCAAGGGCGGCGGCGUCUGGGGCAUCACGGACCCGAGCGAGAUCGAGGAGAUGCUAAGGGGGUUGGAGGACACGGAGAGGGUGACAGAGGAGGAGAUUGCCUGA
Molecule: messenger RNA, 1275 nt
Organism: Colletotrichum spaethianum
Lineage: Eukaryota; Fungi; Ascomycota; Sordariomycetes; Glomerellales; Glomerellaceae
Product: malonyl CoA-acyl carrier protein transacylase
Exons: 2
Coding region: 1-1275 (424 amino acids)
Biological process (GO): fatty acid biosynthetic process
Cellular component (GO): mitochondrion
Molecular function (GO): [acyl-carrier-protein] S-malonyltransferase activity
Source: RefSeq, a predicted model, not a curated record